Molecule: messenger RNA, 11075 nt
Organism: Brienomyrus brachyistius
Lineage: Eukaryota; Metazoa; Chordata; Actinopteri; Osteoglossiformes; Mormyridae
Gene: dmxl2
Product: Dmx-like 2
Exons: 45
Coding region: 568-9705 (3045 amino acids)
Biological process (GO): vacuolar acidification
Cellular component (GO): RAVE complex
Molecular function (GO): protein binding
Source: RefSeq, a predicted model, not a curated record
GCAUCGUGACUGUAAAAGCAAUUCCCGACUGAGGCGUCUCUGACGGGAGCGCAGACAAUUAUCCUGGCCGCGUAAAAUACGCUGUUGAUGGUGUAUUUAAAUGAUUUUAUAUAUCCGGAAUUUCAACACAACUCGCAGGCGUUUGACUGCUGAUUUUCGGUUGCAUUGUUGUGCUGGCUCUAGAAAUCGUACAUCUAUGGCCGAGGUCGGAGGCGCCGUGCCUGGGAAUGCCGUGCGCGCGCAUGCUAACGCCGCUGCAGAGAUCCGUUUGUCCACGGAGGGGAAGCGAUAAUCCGACUGUUUGUUGAUACGGCACGGAGGCAAGACGACAGUAAGGUACAUCCGAGUUUCGGGACGGGCAGCAGUCGAGCUGUCCAACAUUUAUCUACGUCGGCAUGAAAUAAAAGCGGAGAGGAGCCUGCUUUUUCGGCGAGCUUGCACCGUGACAGGCCAGAGACCGAUGGGAUUGCUCUCUAACAGCGCACCUAGAUGGGGAGACGGGAAGGGUGGACGGGAGUCGGCGUUGUGAAUUAUUAAAGACCCACCUCCGGCUAGAAGAAGGGGAAAAUGCAUCUCCACCAGGUGCUGACCGGCGCGGUAAAUCCCGGGGACAGCUGUUACUCGGUGGGAAGCGUCAGCGACAUCCCGUUUACGGCCUAUGGUUCUGGCUGUGACAUCGUCAUAUUGGCCAGCGACUUUGAGUGUGUACAGAUCGUCCCCGGAGCUCAGCAUGGGAAUAUCCAAGUGGGCUGUGUGGAGUGCUCUCACCAUCUGGGCAGAAUUGCCGCGUCCUACGGAAACACCGUGUGCAUCUUUGAGCCGCUGGCCACGGCCCUGAAUAAAAGGCACAGCCAACUAAACUAUCAGUGGCAAAAGACGGGGCAGUUUUUCCUAAAUGCCAUGACCUACAACUUGGCGUGGGACCCACAAGGUAACCGGAUCCUUGCUGCGACAGAAUGCCUGCAGCUGUGGGCCCCACCCACCAGUGACACCCUCCUGGAGGAGGAGGAUAGCCAGGUGGCGGAGGAGAAAAUGCACCCGGUGCUUAAUGACUGGAACUGUGUCUGGUACUGCAAGACGGCCGUGCCCGUGAACAUAAUGAAGUGGUCACCUGAUGGGGAGUACUUCGCUACCGCCGGAAAGGACGACUGCCUGUUGAAGGUGUGGUAUCCCACUACGGCCUGGAGGUCCGCCGUGGUGGUCCCGGACUUGCCCGACAGGAAGAUGGCUGCUGUCCACUUCUCUUUUGUGUACCUGGCUCACCCUCGUGCCGUCACGGGCUUGUCUUGGAGGAAGACGAGCAAGUUCAUGGCCAAGGGCUCGGUCUGCAACGUGCUGCUCACCUCGUGUCAGGACGGCAUCUGCCGCCUGUGGUCGGAGACGCUGCUUCCGGAGGACAGCCUGCUGGGGGGGCACAUCUCGGAGAACGCCACCAGCUUCAGCAGCAGCCUGCCCAACGCCGGGGGCCAGAAGGAUAAGAUCCAGCACGCUCUGGAGUCCAUCCACCACCUGAAACACCUACGCCGAGGCCGCAGAAGAUCCUCUGCCUUAGCAGCCCACACAGAGCUCCUGCCCAGCCAGCUAGGGUCGCACGAAGUCCACCGGCACAUCUCUCACCAUGCCAACGCUCUCUGCCACUUCCACAUCUCCGCGAGCAUCAAUCCCAACACUGACGUUCCAUCAGUGUUGGCCGGGUCGGCCUUCUCUGCCGAUGAGGCCAACGGUGGCUUUGUGGUCCAUUGGCUAAACAACAAGGACCUGAGCUUCACCACCUCCAUGGACCUCUUCAUGCAGCAGCUCCGGAAGGUGUCCGAGCAUCACCUGGAACAGGGCGCCUCCGAAGACAUGGAGCAGGACACCCCCCAGGCCAAGUUUGAUUUUGACCUCGAUGAGAUGUCCGACAAAGGUUCCUCUGAGCACGAGGAAGGGGAACUGGAUGGGAGCACCAAGGCUUCCUCACCUGGGUCCAGCAGUAGCGCUCCAUUACCUGCGGUGCUUCUGGACAGGAAGAUGGAGGCUCUCAAUCAGGAGUGGAACAAGAGUCCAGACAUGCUUUUCACCAUCCACCCUAUUGAUGGCUCCUUCCUGGUUUGGCAUGUUAAGUACCUGGAUGAGUACAUCCCUGGGAUUUUCAGGCAGGUCCAGGUGUCCUUCUCGUCCCGCAUUCCCGUGGCAUUUCCCACCGGUGACGCCAACUCCCUCAGCAAGAACAUCAUGAUGUAUGCCUGCACCUUCUCGGAGCUCGAGAGCAAUGGUGCACUGGACCAAAAUAGGCAGGCCAAACGCAUCCCCGGCGGUCCCUCCGCCACGGGCUGCUCCCCGGCCCCCAUCAUCGGGCCAGCCGUCAUGAUGGUGUCCAAGCACGUCGAUGGCUCCCUCAACCAGUGGGCAGUCACCUUCGCUGAGAGGUCGGCCUUUGCCUCAGUCAUGACCGUGUCGCACAAGUUCCGCUACUGUGGGCACCGAUUCCACCUGAACGACCAGGCGUGCCACACGGUGCUGCCCCUGCUGCUGACGUCUUCGCACCACAAUGCCCUGCGCACGCCCACCACAGACAGCUCCUGGGACUCCGAGAAAGAUCUGGACGUCCUUCCGGCCGUCAAGCCUGCGAAGGGUUUCCCCAGAAAACAGCUGAAGAAUGCGGCUACGCGCACUUUCCACGACCCUGACGCCAUCUACAGCGAGCUGAUACUGUGGCGCGUAGACCACAUCGGGCCGCUGUCCUGCACGGGCGGCGUGUCAGAGCUGGCCAGGAUCAACUCGCUUCAUACUUCCGCUUUCUCCAAUGUGGCCUGGCUGCCUACGCUCAUCCCCAGCACCGUCCUCGGCACCUACUGCAAUUCAGCGAGUGCCUGCUUUGUGGCCUCAGACGGGACCAAUCUAAGGCUCUACCAAGCCGUGGUAGACGCACGCAAGCUACUUGACGAGCUGUCGGAUCCCGAGACCUCCAAGCUCGUCGGCGAGGUGUUCAACAUUGUCAGCCAGCAGUCCACCGCCCGGCCCGGCUGCAUCAUUGAGCUUGACGCCAUCACCAAUCAGUGCGGGUCCAACACCCAGCUGCUGCACGUCUUCCAGGAGGAUUUCAUUCUGGGGUACAAGCCUCAUGACGAUGAUGCCCCUGACAUGUACCCAUGCUUUCCAUCGUCCAACGGAUACCUGCCCCCUCCUUUCUCAGAAAAGUUCUUCCUGGUGGUUAUCGAGAAGGACGAAAACCGUGACUCGGUGCUACAGAUGUGGCACCUGCAUCUGAAGUCCAUUCAGGCCUGCGUAGAAAACACCAAGCCCCAGACAUUCCAGAACCAGCUGAUGGUUCCCCAGCAGCAGGGCGUCAUGGACUCCUCUCCGGAGACAUCCCCUGGACAGAGUCCACUGCCCCGUUCCUCCUCUACUGCCAACCUGCAGUCCGCCAGCAAGCUGAUCCUGGACUCCAGGCUGGUGUACAGCCAGCGGCUGGACCUGCCCGCCGGGGUGGAGGUCAUCCGUACCACGCCCUCCGCAGGGCACCUCAGCUCCUCGUCGAUUUACCCGGUGUGUCUGGCUCCGUACCUGAUUGUGACCGCCUGCUCAGACAGCCGCGUACGCUUCUGGCGCUGUGUCCCAGAGGCGAGCCCAGCGGCAGGGGAGCCCGAGGCGAGCCGCACGUACCGCUGGGAACCCUGGCUGCUCCUGAACGAGGAGGAGGACGACGACAGCGCCGUGUGCGUAACUGGCCGCCCUGUGGCUGUCAGUUGCUCGUACACAGGCCGCCUGGCGGUGGCCUUCAAGCAGCGAAGCGAUGGCUGCGUACCCACAGAGUUCUCCAUGCACGUGUCCAUCUAUGAGUGUGAGUCCACGGGCGGCUCCGAGUGGGUGCUGGAGCAGACCAUCAACCUGGACGACUUUACCAGGGUAGGCAGCGUGUUGGGUCCCAAGGUCAGUGUGGACAGCAACCUGUUUGUGUACAGCAAGGCCGACCCGUACGCCUGCCGGGACAUCCUUCAGAGCCCGAAUAUCAAACACUUUGUCCACCUGGACUGGCUGUCAAAGGAAGACGGAUCCCACAUCCUUACGGUGGGCGUGGGCUCUAAUAUACUCAUGUACGGUCGCAUCUCGGGCAUCGUCAAUGAGCAGCCAAGCGGCAAGGAUGGCAUGGCCGUCAUCACACUGCCACUGGGCGGCAGCAUCAAGCAGGGCGUCAAGUCCCGGUGGGUGCUGCUUCGCUCCGUGGACCUGGUGUCCUCCGUGGACGGCACACCCUCGCUGCCCGUCUCUCUGUCCUGGGUGCGAGAUGGCAUCCUGGUUGUGGGCAUGGACUGUGAGAUGCAUGUCUAUGCCCAGUGGAGGCAAGACAAGAAGCCCAGCGAUGCAGAGGAAGACAGCCCGUCGGACAGCAUCUUCACCGGGCCCGAGGCCCGAUCCAGGUCCAGGAGCGUUGUGGAGGGCAGCGCGGGCAUUGACGAUGCUUUCCGGACGCCCGCCGUCAUCCAGGACGGGGGUCUUUUUGAGGCUGCCCACGCACUGUCUCCUACGCUGCCCCAGUACCACCCCACCCAGCUCCUGGAGCUGAUGGACCUCGGGAAAGUGCGUCGCGCCAAGGCCAUCUUGUCCCACCUCGUCAAGUGUAUCGCGGGGGAGGUGGCGGUGGUGAGGGACGUGGAGGCAGGAGAGGGCGGGACCAGACGCCACCUGUCCCGCACCAUCAGCGUCAGCGGCAGCACAGCCAAGGACAUCAUUCUUGCUGGCCGGGAGGGGGGGCGUGACUACACGGAGAUUAGUUCCAUUCCUCCGCUGCCCCUGUACGCCCUGCUCUCCGCCGACCUAGACACCUCCUAUAAGAGCGUCGAGGAGGCUGCCAAAGGUGCCAAGGGCUCCGACGGCGAUGCCCAGAAAGCACCCGAGGACCAAUACGCUGACCUGUUCCAGGUGCCUGCUGUCACCACCGAUGACUUUGUUAGUUUUGCAUCCGAGAAGAAGGAAAAGUCUAGGGUCAUCAACCUGUCCCAGUAUGGCCCAACCUACUUCGGGCCGGAACAUGCCCAGGUACUGUCCAGCCACCUGAUGCAUUCCAGCCUGCCGGGCCUCACCCCUCUGGAGCAGAUGUUCCUAGUGGGGCUGGCGGACACUGUGGCCACCACCAGCGCCGAAGUCAGCGGCACCUCGGACAAGCGGUAUGCCGGCGCCGAGGCCCUGGAUGAGUGCGGUCUGCGGUACCUGUUAGCCAUGCGGCUGCACACCUGCCUGCUGACGUCCCUCCCGCCUCUCUACAGGAUGCAGCUUCUACACCAAGGUCUGUCCACGUGCCACUUCGCCUGGGCCUUCCACUCGGAAGCGGAGGAGGAGCUCCUGAACAUGAUCCCUGCCAUGCAGAGGGGCGACCCCCAGUGGUCAGAGCUGCGCGCUGUGGGCGUGGGCUGGUGGAUUCGCAACAUCAACACCCUGCGCAGGAUGGUGGAGAAGGUGGGCAAGGCUGCAUUCCAGCGGAACAACGAUCCCUUGGACGCUGCUAUUUUUUACUUGGCCAUGAAGAAGAAGGCCGUCUUGUGGGGCUUGUUCAGGUCCCAGCACGAUGAGAAGAUGACCCAGUUCUUCAGUCACAACUUUGCGGAGGACCGGUGGCGAAAGGCGGCCCUGAAGAACGCCUUCUCACUGCUUGGCAAGCAGCGUUUCGAGCAGUCCGCCGCCUUCUUCCUUCUGGCCGGCUCACUGAAAGAUGCCAUUGAGGUUUGCCUGGAGAAGAUGGAGGAUAUCCAGCUGGCCAUGGUCGUAGCCCGUCUGUACGAGUCUGACUUCGAGAGUUCCUCAACCUGCAAGGGCAUUUUGUACGAGAGGGUCCUUGGCUGCCAGAGAGAUGGUUCUGGGUUCUCCUCCACCAAGCUACACCCCGACCCGUUUCUGCGAAGCAUAGCAUUCUGGAUCAUGAAGGACUACACAAGAGCCCUGGACACACUGCUGGAGCAGGUUCCAAAGGAGGGCGACGAAAACCAGGACGUGUUGGUGAAGUCCUGCAACCCUGUGGUCUUCAGCUUCUAUAACUACCUUCGCACGCAUCCUCUGCUGAUUCGGCGCCAUUUCGCCUCCCCCGAAGGCACCGUGGCCACUGUGGGCUUGACCUCCGAGAAGAGCGUCGUGGAUGAAAUCAACCUCAUUGAGCGGAAGCUGUUCUUCACCACAGCCAACGCCCAUUUCAAAGUGGGCUGCCCUGUGCUGGCCCUGGAAGUGCUCUCGAAAAUCCCCAAAGUGACCAAGAAGGCGGGGUCCUCCCUCAGUAAAGGAGCAUCCACGGUGAACGUCAGCUCUGCCCAGGCCAAGGAGAACGGCGGAAAAUCCAGCGAGGAGGACUGGUCUACGCCUGCUUCUGCAGCCCACGGCUUAGACUGGGGGAGCGGUCUCGAUACCUCGGCUAGCCUGGACUGGAGCCAGCCAUCGGCUGUGGUCGAGGAUAAGGGUCUGCAGUUGGAUUGGGGGGACGACAAGGAUGACGAGGAUGAGGAUGAGGAUGGCCUAAUGAUGAAGCCAAAGGCUGAGAAGAGCGCUGAUGAGUCCAAGGUGACGCAGGCGAUGAGGCCCCCCAGCCUUCAGCGGGAAGACUUAGCCGGGGAGUCUGAGGUGGAUGUUAUCGCGGAGCAGCUAAAGUUCCGAGCAUGCCUGAAGAUCCUGAUGACAGAGCUGCGGACUCUGGCCACAGGCUACGAGGUGGACGGCGGCAAGCUGCGCUUCCAGCUCUACAGCUGGCUGGAGAAGGAGAUUGGUGCCAUGCACCGUAUCUGCAACUAUAAGGUCGAGGCGUCCAGUGAGCUGGAGAAAGUGCGGGAGGGCGAGGGGGUGGAGCCCGAGGAGGCGGCGGAGCGGAUCGACGCGGGCGCCUACGAGCGCCACCAGCUGGAGCGACGCCGGCUGCAGGCUAAGCAGCAGCACGCCGAGAGACGCAAGGCCUGGCUGCAGAAGAACCAGGCGCUGCUCCGCAUCUUCCUCAGCUACUGCAGCCUGCACGGGGCCAAGGGCGGAGGAGUCACCUCCGUCAGGAUGGAGCUUUUGUUCCUGCUGCAGGAGUCCCAGCAGGAGACCACGGUGAAGCAGCUACAGUCGCCCCUGCCAUUGCCCACCACGCUGCCCCUGCUCUCGGCCAGCAUUGCUCCCACCAAGACGGUCAUCGCCAACCCCGUGCUGCACCUCUGCAACCACAUCCACGACAUCCUGUACACUGUGGCGCAGAUGGAUAUGCCUCCACACCCCGACGUCUCCGACGACCGGGUUAAUGCGCUGCACACCCUGGCGGCCUCCCUAUCUGCCUGCGUCUAUCAGGCACUGUGUGACAGCCACAGUUACAGCAGCCAGACGGAGGCCAACCAGUUCACGGGGAUGGUGUACCAGGGCCUGCUGCUGAGCGACAGGCGACGGCUUCGUACCGAGAGCAUUGAGGAGCACGCCACACCCAACUCUCCCCCCGCCCAGUGGCCGGGCGUGUCGUCCCUGAUCAACCUGCUGGCAUCAGCGCAGGGCGAAGAGCAGCCGCGGCUGAACGUGAUGCUCUGCGAGGCGGUGGUGGCUGUAUACCUCAGCCUGCUCAUUCACGGCCUGGGAACGCACUCGGCCAACGAGCUCUUCCGCCUGGCCGCGCACCCGCUCAACAACCGCAUGUGGGCUGCAGUCUUUGGGGGCGGAGCCAAACUCAUCAUCAAGCCCAAGAGGCCCCCGGACCCCGCCCCAGUCGCAGCGGUUCCUGACAUCGUGACCCCGGAUAACCGUAAAGUGCCCCCGCCCCCAGCGGAGGACGUGGACAAGCAACGGCGCAGGUUCAACAUGCGGAUGCUGGUCCCUGGUCGGCCCGUCAAGGAGACGCCCGCCACGCCGCCUCCGGUGCCGGCUGAGCGGCCCACUUACCGGGAGAAGUUCAUCCCUCCAGAGCUCAGCAUGUGGGAUUACUUUGUGGCUAAGCCCUUCCUGCCCCUGUCCGACAGCGGCGCUCUGUACGAUUCCGACGAAAGCGUGGCCAGCGACGACGAAGAUGACGACGCCUUCCUGUCCAACACGCAGAUGACGGAACACUCCGAUCCCAAUUCAUACAGUUGGGCCCUCAUCCGGUUGGUUAUGGUCAAGUUGGCUCUGCAUAACAUCAAGAGCUUCCUCCCACUAACAGGCCUGGAUUUCACAGAUUUGCCCGUGACGUCACCUUUGGUGAACGCGAUCCUGAAGACGCUGGAGAACUGGGAGCAGCUGCUUCUGGAGAGGAUGAAUAAGUUCGAUGGGCCUCCACCCAAUUACAUCAACACCUACCCGGCUGACAUCAGCGUGGGGGGCAGUCCGGCCGUCCUCCGGCACAAGGCCAUGCUGGAGCCCGAUAACACACCUUUUAAGACGAAACACCACUUAUCGUUUCCUGUAAGGCGUCUGUGGCACUUCUUGGUCAAACAGGAAAUCCUCCAGGAGAUUCUGAUCCGAUACAUCUUCACCAAGAAGCGGAAGCAGACUGAGUUUUUAGAAGACCAUGUGGACCAACUCACACAAAACUGCAUAACAGGAGGUCGAAAACCCAGCAAGGUGGAGGCAGAUCUCGGCUACCCUGGGGGCAAAGCUAAAGUUAUUCACAAAGAGUCUGACAUCAUCAUGGCGUUCGCUAUCAACAAGGCCAACACCAAUGAAAUCGUGCUGGCCUCCACUCACGACGUGCAGGAGGUAGACGUCUCCACCCUCUUGGCGGCCCAGCCCUUCACCUGGAUUGGGGAGGAGUUUGACAAAGAGUCCCGUAGCUCUGACGACCUGGAUUACCGCUCCUCCCACACCAACAUCGCCCAGGCCAGCUCGGCUCCCUUUGCCCCAGCUCAGGUGCCUGUCUCUUCCUCCAUGCCGUGGCUGGGCAGCGGCCAGACCAGCACCGGCGGCAGCGUGAUCAUGAAGAGGAACCUGAACAAUGUGAAACGGAUGACCUCGCACCCAAUCUAUCAGUACUACAUGACCGGCGCUCAGGAUGGCAGCGUGCGCAUGUUCGAGUGGAGUCGGCCCCAGCAGCUGCUGUGCUUCCGGCAGGCGGGAAACGCCAGGGUCACACGGCUCUACUUCAACUCCCAGGGUAACAAGUGUGGAGUCGCAGAUGGCGAAGGGUGUCUGAGUCUUUGGCAAGUCAACCAGACGUCUUCAAAUCCCAAACCUUAUUUGACCUGGCAGUGCCACUCCAAAGCCUGUGGUGACUUCGCCUUUAUAACCUCAUCCAGCCUCAUUGCCACCGCCGGCCAAUCCAACGACAACAGAAACGUGUGCUUGUGGGAUACUCUUAUCUCGCCCAGUAAUUCCUUGAUCCACGCAUUCCCCUGUCACGAGAACGGCGCCACAGUCCUGCAGUACGCCUCCAAGCAGCAGCUCAUCAUUUCCGGCGGACGGAAGGGCUUUAUCUGCAUCUUCGACAUCCGGCAGAGGCAUCUGCUCCACACCUUCCAGGCCCACGACUCGGCCAUCAAGGCCCUGGCCAUGGAUGCCACCGAGGACUACUUUGUCACGGGGUCGGCGGAGGGCAACAUGAAGGUGUGGAAGUUGACGGGUCACGGGCUGCUUCACUCCUUCAGCACGGAACACGCCAAGCAGUCCAUCUUCCGCAACAUCGGGGCCGGCGUCAUGAAGAUCGAGACGAGUCCCGGCAACCGCAUCUUCACCUGCGGCGCUGACGGCACGCUGAAGAUGCGCGUGCUGCCAGACCGAUACAACAUCCCGGCUAGUAUAUUUGAUAUCUUGUAAAUUGCAAACAAAGUGACAAUGACAGGAGUCUAAUGGGGUAAAACCUGGAAAAAGACACAUUCUGCAGCUGUGAUGUCUUAUCGCCUGCGGAUCGUAACAAAGUGAAGCUCACACUAAGUGUUUUUUCCCCACAGCCUAAACACUGAGGCUAUUACACUUGAUUUUAAAGAGGAAUUGCUGCAGUAAAAAUAAAAAAUUAAAAGCUGAAUUUGUUCCAAUCUCUCAUAGAGUGUAUUCAUAGGACAGCUAUGCAUGUACUGUAAUUGUAAAUGCGGUGCAAUCGCAGGUUAUUGAUAGUGCUGUAAAUGUACUCCAAGCAAAAAUGUAAAAAAAAAAGUGUGUAUCUGUCAUUUUGUGCCCACAGCGUCUGUUACCGGCACUGUGGUUCUGUUCAGUGGUUUCCAGUGUGAAUCGAGUUGUCGGAUCUUCAUUUUAUUUCGUUUUUAUUUAUUAUGUAUUUAUUUGCUGCUCAGGCUUCAGAGUUUAGAGGGGGGGGAAAAUGACAUGUGACCCCUUUACCCCUGUGGAGUAGCCGGUGGUUCUAAUCUAGAGACUGUCGUGUUCCUGCACUACCAGAGCUGCUGUCAUGGGGCUCCCAGGCGAGCGGCGCUGCUUUGUAAGAGCGCCCUCUACUGUAAGUCUGCCUCCUAUGUUUCAAAGGCAACAAGAGAGACACGUUUGUGUUCAUUUUGCUGCAAUAGAUUUUUUUUUUUUUUCCCUCUUUCCUCUGGUUCAUUUCCUUCCACUGUUUAUGUUUAACUUAUUUGGAUAUGCUGUGUGUUGCAUAGCUAAGUGGGACAGCGCAACAAUAUGUAGGCUGGAUGGCUUUUUUAUUUUUAUUUUUAAUUUAUCCAUAACGAAGGAACCUUUGCACUCAAAUCUUGGGACAUUAUAAAACUUUAUUUAAAAAUGCAAACUAUUACAGCAGAAACUGUUACAUUUGCAAAUGAAUGUCUGGCUCUCUUAGGCCAAGUAGUAAAUAAUUUGAAAUAGUUUUAAUAUACAUAUAUAAAUAUAUAUAAAGUACCAAGACAGCUUGUACAAACAUUAAAGCAUUUUCUUUAUUUUUAUUUGUAUCAUACCAGCUGAACUAGUUGUACUUUUUGGUUAAAUGUAUGGUACUUGUUGAACAGGUUUGUGUUUGUCGAGGACUGUUGGAAGCCGUGGCCCAAGCUGUGUUUAAUUGUUCAACCAAAAUGUUCUCUCCCUUCCUGUCUGUGUCGUGCACCUUGACCUCCUACUGCUCUCGCCCAUGGGGAAGAAUCGCACGAAAGUCGGGAGGACCUCAGUGGUCUCUGAACCUGCUGGUAGUUCUAUCACCAUAAAUGUUUUACCUUUGUAAGUUGAAUAAAUUCUUUUUAUCUCAUGAA